Molecule: messenger RNA, 2668 nt
Organism: Biomphalaria glabrata
Lineage: Eukaryota; Metazoa; Mollusca; Gastropoda; Planorbidae
Product: heparanase-like
Exons: 19
Coding region: 120-1535 (471 amino acids)
Cellular component (GO): membrane; extracellular matrix
Molecular function (GO): hydrolase activity, acting on glycosyl bonds
Source: RefSeq, a predicted model, not a curated record
GUUUUGAUUGCAUAAGUUCAACAAGAAGAGAGAAUUACAUCUAGAUCUAGUUAUGGUUGACGUUAUUGAAAAUCCCAUUAAGAAAAGUCUAACAACGACAGAAACUCAAACAUAAACAGAUGAGUCCGUUCUACAUAUUUCGGUUCAAUUUGCUGUUGUUUGCCAUGCUGAGAUGUUCCAGGGGACGGAACCCGAAGAAUACAGUGACCAUCAAUGUACAACUGGACAAAAGCCUCCACUAUGUAGACAAGUUGUUCGUGGCCAACUCCAUGCCUCAUAAGCUACUGAAAUGGAAAAGCAUUCGUUUCGGGGAUGAGAAGUUCCGAAACUUGUGUAAGAACUUGGCCCCAACAUCAGUCCGAGUUUUGUUCAACCCGCUGUUCUCACACCAUUCUAAAAACAAGAGGAGUAAGCCAAAGAACGACCCCAAAAAAGAAUGCCACACACAUGAUAUGACUGUGAAGCUUUGGGAACAGUUCUAUGACUUUAUUCAGUAUGUUGGCUGGCAACUGUCUAUCGACUUCACCAACAUUCACCGCACACCUACGAACGAAUGGAAUAGUGCUAAUGCCAAAGCUUUCUUAGACUAUGCUGAGAAGAAAAAAAUUCCGAUUCCAGACUUUCAGCUGGGUAAUGAACCCAAUUUGUAUGAAAGCAACUUCGGAAUGAAAACUCAGACUGGUACCCAGACUGUGAAAGACUUUGAAAGUUAUCGAAAUUUGUUAAAACGAUACCCUAUGUACAAGGAUAGCACUGUUGUUGGGCCAGAGACCACGCGGCCAACAAGUUCACAUAAAUAUUUCAAUGAGUUCUUAGCCAAUGGCGGGUGCAAUGUCGUGGAUGAGAUUUCAUUUCACCAAUAUUACAGAAACAAAGAUAAAAACCUGCCAACUUAUAAAGAUUUUCUCAACGUAUCUAUCAUGGAGUUAUUAGUAGACCAGUUCACCAUGGCCAAAAAGUUGAUGGCUGACAAUAAAUGCGAAAAGCGAAUGAGACUUGGCGAGACGUCUAGCGUUUCCGGUGGAUUACCAAUCGUAGCCGAAAGUUUUGUGGCUGGAUUCUUGUGGCUAGAUAAACUUGGCCAGUCUGCGCUACAUGGAAUUACGCGAGUCUAUCGAUUUAACAUUUGGGGAGGGAGUUACUCUCUGCUGGACCGUGUAACAUUUUUACCUAAUCCUGAUUACUAUUUGACGUUGUUGUAUAAAAAACUGGUAGAAGGACACGUCUUUAAUGCGUCAUCAGACUCUCCUUACAUCCGGGCAUACGCCAACUGUGCCAAACCUCAAGGAUACAAGGUUGGUGCCUUGGUGAUUUACAUGUUGAAUGUCAAGGACGAGCCAGUGGUCAUCAAUCUACCACAGUUUGGUAGUCAAGCAAAAGACGUUUAUUGGUUUACUUCAGGUGCCAAAGAUGUACUAAGCCAAUGUUUUAAAAGCCCAUUGGCAACUUCAAAACUACGGUACUUUGUCAACUAUCCAGAGAUUCAGGGGAAUGAAAUCUUAGACUAUUUAUUUAAGAUGUUCCUUCAGAGUUGAAAACAACUACAUUCUAGCUUGAACGUCCCACAAGAAGAUGUGGGGUGGCAGCAGACAGGGGUCUAACCUAGGAUCAUGGAGACCACUAAACGAUAGUCCAGAGUGUAUAUGAUUGAUUGAGUAGACAAAGAAGGGAUGGAUUACUGAAGCUAAAAGAAGGCAUAAUUUAACAAUAGACUACUUUGGGAUAUGGAAUGAGAGAGGCUAUAGUGUUGAUUAUAUAAAUAUGUAGGUCUCAGCUGGGGCUGCACAGCCAUGGGAAAUACUGCAUUCCUAACUUAUCUUAGGACUUAUUAUAAAGUUUGUACAUUUUGGAAAGUGUUAUGCAAAAGUGAUUCUGUUCACAGCUGCCAUUAUCCAAGGACAUAUGAUUCUCUGGAGGCUUACAUCACUGGAAAAAGUCUUUGGGCCCCUGAAAAUUACAGUACAUGUAAUGCUGCAAAAGGAGGAGGAUGCUGGGCCAGGCACAUACAACUCAAUUUACUUCUAUUGGCUGGAAAUAUUUAAAGCAUGACAGUGGCGUAGGUAAAUUACCAAAUAGUGGAUCUUAUGUUGGAUUGAUCAGCCCUGAUGAACUGACCUGACCAUUGUAAUUGAAACCAUAACUCAUGACCACUCUAUCUGUAUAGGUCCUGGUAUACCCUGGGAUAAUGUUCACCCACAACUUUUAACUUGAAAUCUUAAAGGAAGUUUUGCUAAAGUAACAAGCAUGAAUGUCUGGUACAGUAAGAUAGGGUUAAUUGUCAACCUGACAUAAUGGUUCAUUCAUUGGGACAGCUAAUGUUUGUGUCUGACCAAGCAGUUCUCAAAUUAGGGCUUGAUGAAGUCUACAAACUGACCACUAUCUACUGGACAAAAAGGAUCAUAUUCUGACCCCCUCCCUCCCACCAUUUCCUCUGCCUUAUCUUGAUGACUUUGAAGGUAUACAAUUUUUGAGAAAAAAAUCACAAAAAAAAAAUUUAAAAAUGGAGGCGCGCCUAACCCUAACCCGAUUAAAUAAUAUGAGUACCUAAUUGGAGAUAUUUCUAUGGAUGUAGUUUGUAUUUGAUGUGAAAUAAUUCGUGAUGAUAUUUUAUGGCUGAGAUUGCCUACUUUCUGAACUAUUAUUUGAUGUAAUAAAUAUUUGUCUGACA